AUGGAUCGCUCAGGCCGAUUGAUUUCAUUCGGCACCAGCUCGUUUAGUACCAGCGCACAAGAUACAGCUACGACUACCCUACCCGAUGAUUUAUUGCAGGUUGAGCUGAACUUGGCAAGUGACGAUGUCGCACUAAAACUCCAGCAAGCAGCGCGGGCGGAUCCCGAUUUCAUAGACGUUUUUUGGGCCUCAGUCCAUUAUGACAUCCGCAACAGGACAAUAGACAAAGUCGGGCUCGAAGGCCCGGACGAGAAACGACAGGUCUUCUCGAUAGGAAGUGGGUUGACUUCAGAAGUCGUACAGCAUAUGGUUGACCAAGAUUCCGACCCACGGCCUCUACCGAGUUCGACAACGGCACUAAAAAUAUUCCGAUCUACGAAAAUGGAUAGUCCAACACCAACACAUGCCAAAGCAGCUCGGCAGAAGGUUUACCAUUCGAUACUGAAGGAAAUGAUGGCUUUCUGCCAUUCUUCCCUGCGUGGCCACCCGCACAUCCUGAACCUAUUGUUCAUCGGGUGGAGUGCAGACCAUACGUACCCGCUCCUCGGUAUGGAACUUGGGGAUCACGGCUCCCUAGACUACGUUAUUCGGGCCCCCGGACCAGGCCCAACCACACAACAAAAGCGACAUCUCACGAUUGAUAUUGCGCUCGGUCUCCAGGCCAUCCACGAGGCUGGUUUCAUUCAUGGAGAUCUCAAACCCGACAACAUCAUCAUAUUCAGUAGCGAGGAUCCUACACGCCAGCUGGUUGCAAAAUUGACCGACUUUGGGGGGAGCAAUCAAAUGCAUGGAGAACAUGCCGGUACACCAACACAUAUCACCCCUCUUUGGUCUGCUCCAGAAGUUCUCGGAAAGCACCUAAAAGUUGAUUGGCGUUUCGCAGAUGUGUACUCGUACGGCCUUGUUGUGGCCAACUUAUGGGCUGGUAGGGAGGGCAGUGGAGGAUAUGGCCAGAGUGCAGGGAAUAGGGAUGAUGAAUGGUGUGACACGUCAUCAAGCUCUAGUGUACUCUCAAGUCUCGCCAGUUGUGUAUCAUUGGCACCUGAAGAGGAUCAGGAGGGGCUGAGAUCUCUCAAGAAGUUACCAGAGGACCAUCCAAAUAGCCUCAUGGCAUUCCUGCGGGGGCGAAUUACGGCGAAAUCGCUGCCAGCAGAUAUUAACCCCAGUGAGAUAUUUGAGAUUCUUACACCAACACUGAAAACCGACUGGCGGAAGCGACCAAAUAUGAAUAAGUUAAUGGUAAUAGAAUCCGACUUUGCGAAUGCAAUAGGGCGCACAAUUGAGGUGUAA
Penicillium coprophilum is the source of this 1290-nucleotide messenger RNA. RefSeq lists its product as uncharacterized. The record is from RefSeq and is a predicted model, not a curated record. NCBI's taxonomy places the organism in Eukaryota, Fungi, Ascomycota, Eurotiomycetes, Eurotiales, Aspergillaceae. Gene Ontology annotation, molecular function: protein serine/threonine kinase activity; ATP binding. The coding region runs from base 1 to 1290 and encodes 429 amino acids. Gene Ontology annotation, biological process: peptidyl-threonine phosphorylation; peptidyl-serine phosphorylation. The transcript has a single exon.